CCCCAAACAGUUGCGCCGUGGACGCACAUCUGGAGAGCAGCUUCGCUAAUUAGGUCAAAGCACAUCCAAGAGUAUAUUUUAUUGGCAGUUUGUUUGUUUGACCUGUUUUAUCCUCUCGGAAUCUUUGAGAGCGGACGAGUUCGGAACAGAGCUGCUCCAGCAGCUGGAUGAGCGCGGGGAAACAUCUGCAGAAGGUGGAGCGUCCCGGGAAUGAAGCCCGGCUCUCAUAGGACAUCGCGCAACCUGCGACAUUUGACCUUGAAUCGAAAUGACUUAAGAAGGACGACCAGAGAUGAGUCAACGAAACGCUGAGGAAUUACGCUCUUUUCCACCGAGGGGCUUACCUUCAUCUUCUACAUCUUCAUCUUCUCUGAAAAGACGCCUUGCGAGGCUGGCAAGGAAGUCCAGCGAUGGUUCUCUUCGGUCGAGUUGGUCUACCGGCAGCCCGUCCACCGGCCGGUCCGCUGAGGCCGCGGCUUUCAGACAGCCUUGUAAGAGCCGCAUCCGUCACCACACUAACCGCCUGUCGGGAGUCUUCCUUCGCGGCGCCGCCUCCGGCUCGCCGUCCACGGCCACGUCCGCCCAAAUCGGGAAAGGAAGCGCGAGUGUGACGGACGCCCGAGGCGUGGAUGACCCGUCCGAGCUGUCCAAUCAGCUCAGCGCUCCCGGAAUCUUGAAAAUCUUUGGAAGUGACAUCUGUAAAGGGGCUCACUAUAAGAGCGUCCUGGCCACGACGCAUUCCAGUGCGAAAGAGCUGGUCAAAGAGGCCCUCCAAAGGUACGGCCUUGGAAAGGCAGAGGCAAAUUCCUAUGUUCUGUGCGACACCAUCGGCUCCAUUAGUGAGCGUCGGUGGAAAACCGAAGGCUUCAGGGUUGUGGGCGACAACGAGAAGCCGCUCCUCCUGCAGUCGCUGUGGAAGCCGAGGGAGGGCCUGGCGAGACGCUUCGAAAUCCAGAGGCGAAGCCUGGUGGAAGAGCAGACGGCCCAAGAAAAAGACACCAUCACUGCUGGUAUCAACGCCCAGGCCCGUAAGCUGCAGAAGAGUCGCUCCAGAGUUAACUCCAGCCUCACAGAGAGAACAAUGAGUCGAAGCCAGAAACUCCGGAGGAGUAAAAGUGACAUCGACCUUAUUGAUGACGAGUCAGAGAGCAAAGACAAUCGGGAUCAAAGUUUGUCCCUGAGCGGAACAUUAGCGGAGAGCCAUAAGUGCCCAGAGGCGAGGGCAGAACCGAAUGACAUUGAACUUGUAGCACCCUCUAAGGGGGAUGGUAGGGCGCAGGCUAAAACAGAGACCCUCUGUCCGCCGAGGCCGAGAGGUGAGCGGGAAAGAGAGGAGUCGGAGAGGGAGGAGACCGAAAGUAGCGACGAUAACACCACGCAGUACUCCAUUCACCCGCCUCACGACUGUCCGUACCUGCUGCUACUACACGGCCGCAGCCUUGUGCAGGACUUGGUCAUCUACCUACUUGCGAGUCCAAGCAUUGUAAUAGGGCAACACAAUGACAACGGAGAUGUCUCGCAGGCGGACAUCGUCCUCCUCGCGGACGACGUACUUCCGAAACAUUGCAUUUUUCAUCGCACGAGUACUGGCAGACCGACCGCGCUGUGCCCUUUUCCCGACGCUGUCGUCACCCGGAACGGCAAUAUAUUAAAAGAGAAAGUAGAGCUUCGCCCCGGUGACGUCAUCGGACUAGGAAAAAGCUACCUGUUUCUGUUUAAAGAUCCCUCGAUUCGCAAGGAAGUAACCGGUAGCGCUCCGGAGCCCGGCUCGUCUACGCCGCCCAGCUUGUUCGGCCGCCCGACAUCCGCUCCGACGACAACCCGCACGAGAGAUGCGAUGCUCCGCGACACUCGCGGCGACCCGCCGAGCCCGACCUCCCGAAAGUGCCCGAAGCGAGCCCCCCCGUCUCUGAAAUCGCCGGAGGGCCACCGCCUGAGUUUGAACCACCGGGCCGAGGACGAGCAUCGCAUCGUCAAACAAAUCGUGGCAAUUGGGAGCGGCGACGCCGAAGACGGACCGUCGCCGAGUGUUGCGUUUCUGCUGUGCCUCUGCGUUCAGUAUUCCGCCUCCUAUUUGCGGCCCUCGGACCUGAGACGCCUCCUGCUGCAUCUUGCGAGUGAAAUUCAGAGCGCCGUUUGGGAGCAAACCAAGGAACUAGCUGCUUUUCAGAAGCAAGUCGACAAGGAUAUCAUCUCAGGACUGCUGCCCCUAGUGGUGUGGAUGUCAAACAGCCUGGAGAUACUCCAGUUCCUCCAGUAUCAGCUGCCUCUCAUCUUGGAGUGGAGAAGCUGUGAGGAGAAUGAAGAUGGAAGCGAAAAAGACGUGCUGGAGUUACAGCUGACCCGCGUGCGCUCAGCCAGUGAAGAAACAAUGGCAGCCCUGGAGGAGGUCAUCUUGCUUACCUUCCAGCAGUGUGUGUAUUACAUCACGAAGGUCCUGUACCCGAUCCUGCCGGGAUUUAUAGACUGCAACCCAUUCCAGGAGGGUCUUGAAGGUCACUCCCCGACUGGCAGCGGGCUGACGGUCCCGGAUGAAGUCCGGCGGGUUGCGGAGGUCCUGUCUGAGACUCAGAGACUACUGUUAGACUGUCAGCUCCACCCUGAGAUUUCCACACAGCUUGUUGCCUUCCUUUUCUACUUCAUCAAUGCAUCGCUUUUCAACUUACUCAUGGAGAGAGGCUCGGAGCCAGGUUUCUAUCAGCGGUCUACAGGGAUUCGCAUGCGGACCAAUUUCGACUGGCUCCUCAACUGCUCUCAGACAAUUGGAUUGGGAAAACUGGCUUUCAAGCACACGCGCACACUCUCAUCGGCUAUCAGUCUCCUUUCGACGCCAAGCGACAUUUUACUCCAGACCUCUUGGGCAUCGUUACGAUCGGACUUCCCUGCCCUGAAUGCAGCUCAGCUGAACCACCUGCUCAGUUUUUACAGCCCAGCAUGUCCCACCAGGCGCACACGGACUCCGUGUGCCCAGGACCGAACGGAAGCGUACGGAACUGAGGAUAUCCUGCAUAGUUUUGAUACCCACCAUCCUCUAGUGCUACCAGAUGGGGAUUACCAGUUCAUGGUGGGAAGGGAAGUGACAGAUUCAAGCUUGGUUGAACACUUCAACAAGCUCAAAGUGUUUAUUUUCAACCUCUCCAAUUUGCAGUCUGAUGGGGUCACAGCUACUGGCCAGCACCAGGGUGUCCCCAUGGAGACCAAAUCCAGACAGGAAACAAUGGCUGCAACACCAGUACAUAUGGUGUUAUCUCAGGCAACCGUCCAGACUCUACCAUCAUCCUCUAGUUCACCCCCCUCACCGUCCCUCCACUCCUCCAUCCAGUACCUGGAUGAGUUCAACUCCUGCGGUGCCCACCUUUUGUCCCAGAAGCUUCGGACUCUAGAGCUGCAAACAAGAGAGAUGGAGACCCCUGAUAUGAGGAGGUCAGCAUUGGACCCCUCCUGUCUCCUUACUCCACCAAACACCCCCCACAUCAUAGAUCCUGUUCAUUUGCCUAAAGAAGACCAAGACCAAGACACACAUCCUUGGUCCUCUGAUGUGGGUGCACAUGACGAAGGUGGCUUAAUGUUCGAAUGUCUAGCUGCACUUAAAGAUGACCAAUUUAAUCAAGAUUACACCAGUGUGAAAAGGAUUUUUGAACUCAUAGAGGAAGAGGAGGAGGAGGCAGAAGAGAUGAGCAACCACUUUGAUGACAACAAUGAUGAGAUCUUCAGUUUGGAGCUAGAGCGUGACAAAAGUGGUCUCGGUCUUGCUCUGGUUGACACGAGGGAGAUGUCAUUGAAGGUGAAAGGCAUCUUCAUCAGGGCAGUGGUUCCCAACACACCAGCAGCCCGCUGUGAGAAGCUGCAACCGGGAGACAGGAUCCUUGCUGUUAAUGGAGUCAGUCUGCUUGGCCCCCGCUGCCUGAGCGGCGAGGAGUUGAUGCAGUCAUCAGGUGACAGCCUGAGGUUACUAGUGGCCAGAUCCGAUUGGAUGGCCAAGGCCAUACAGACUGAAUGCUGACAGCGCGAAAAGCAUGCAAAUAAUUCGUUGCACACAUCCUGGAUCAUCUUUUCGAGACGUCAAAGAAUUGUGCCUCUGCUGACUUGAAUCGGAAGAGGGGAACGCUCAUAUUCGGCCCAAUGAUCAGCGUGCGUGUGAAACCCGGUGUUGCUUAUGUUCAGGCCCACUGUGACCACCGCAAUGGAGAACUGUUGCUUUUUAUGGGAAUUAUUAUGAUUGUUAUCCAGAAGACAAAAUGCACUCCAAUAAAAAUAUGUUCUCAUUAGAUUUAAAAGUAAGUUCA
Phycodurus eques (leafy seadragon) is the source of this 4286-nucleotide messenger RNA. RefSeq names its product Ras association and DIL domains 2b (gene radil2b). The coding region runs from base 293 to 4003 and encodes 1236 amino acids. Lineage: Eukaryota; Metazoa; Chordata; Actinopteri; Syngnathiformes; Syngnathidae. Gene Ontology annotation, molecular function: GTPase binding. Gene Ontology annotation, cellular component: microtubule. The record is from RefSeq and is a predicted model, not a curated record. Gene Ontology annotation, biological process: substrate adhesion-dependent cell spreading; neural crest cell migration; signal transduction. The transcript is spliced from 18 exons.